This is a messenger RNA of Liolophura sinensis, 5580 nucleotides long. RefSeq lists its product as uncharacterized. Lineage: Eukaryota; Metazoa; Mollusca; Polyplacophora; Chitonida; Chitonidae. Bases 2591 to 5575 code for a protein of 994 amino acids. The record is from RefSeq and is a predicted model, not a curated record. The transcript has 4 exons. Gene Ontology annotation, biological process: signal transduction.
GAAACCAGACAAAAUUUUCUGUAUUAUUUCGAGGCGCGUAGGCUGUAUAACAGUUGCUAAUUCGUUUAUGUUACGUUUGAUUAUGGAUUUUCCCGGCAGAAGUGGGUAAAAUUUUUGUUCUAAGAAGUGCUAUUCCAAGGAAGGCCUGGCUGAACGCGCAGAGUCCCACCGUGACAUUACAACAACAACAACAACUCAGCAACUCGAACCAGGUUUAUUUGAUCUGUGUCAUUUUAAACUACUUGUAACAGGUGUGUUCUUACGGCCGCCGAACUCAUCUGCCUUGAUAAGAUUAGAUAACGUAAAACCUUAGCCUUCAUAAGGUUCCUGGUGAAAAGUCUAAAACGCCCUUAUAACCCUCAGGAAUCGGCUACAUUUAUCAGUGUUUAUUUGAUUAGCCAAUUGGUGUUUUACGCCGUACACAAGAACAUUUUACUUAUACGACGGCGGCCAGCAUUAUGGUGAGAGGAAACUGGGCAGAGCCUGUCGAAACUCACAGCCAUCUGCAGGUUGCUGACAGACCUUCUCAUGUACCGCAGGAGAGGAAGAUAGCAUGAGCUGGAUUUGAACUCACAGCAACUGCAUUGGCGAGAGGCUCCUGGGUCAGUGUGCCACACUGGCUCGCUAACCACCUUGGCCAUGGAGAUUCCUCAGCUACAUCUAAAAUGUUCAUUUGCCUGGACCAAGACAAUGAUGUGGACUAAAGUUACUAGUGCUGAUCUCUUCCUGUUUCUAAUGCACAUUGACAUGUAUAUUAUCAUCUGCAAUAAUCCUCUAGUCCAUCAGAUCUAGAUGCACUCAGUGUGCUAUUUUAAAAUUCUGACAUUCAUCGUAACACUCUCAGUCCAUCGCCGGCUAUCAACAAACAUGGCGCAAAUUUCCAGAUCUCCCUUCCAAAUUAUGGCAAUGUAUAUGAAUUUUAUGGUAGAAUCUCUAAUGUCAUCCUCUUGAUUGACUUUCCUCACCUACGAAACUACCGUAAUUAACUCUCUGUGUGGUGGUCACAUUGACUGCUAGAACUUUGGCGGUAAGCGAGUGCCUUGCCAUCAGCAGUCAUUUUAUAGUGUCACGUAAUCUACUUUUGAGUUUGAAAUGCAUUGGUAUUGGAAUCCUCAAGAAAACUGUUAUACUUUGAUUGCUAUCUGCAUGAACAACUUAACCUUCUUAACUCAAUCCAAAAAGGCAUAAAAAAGAACUUUUAUUUCUGGUGCAGGUAAGUUUGGGUGUGUGAGCCCAGACAUCAUUGAGAUCCACUCCAUCGAGCUGUAGUGUGCAGAUGUGCGGCGAUUUGUUUGAGAGUCGGCGAUGGACGCAGUGUUACGAUGAAAGUCAGAAUUUUAAAAUAGCUCUCUGGGAUCAUCAGAUCUAGGUGGGCUAAAUAAUCCUUGUGUGUCGAGGGUAACCUGCCUAUCUUUUUUGAAAAUAUCCUAGUUAUACGACUAAAGGACAUGUAGAUGAUAUUAAAGGCUUGUUUUGUUUCUUACUCUCGGAGGUUAUUAAAAAAACUCACGUUUUGCAUUCUCUGGUUGAUGCCAUUGUUGAACAGUAUAAAGAACAGAAUAGGCCAGCUCUGAAUUACCUCCCUUGUCAUACACAAGUUGACAUCAGUGACUAUGAUCUGGUAUAAUCUUAAUCCCAGCUAUGAUAUAAUGUAAGGUUAUUUUUGGAACCUAUAUUUAUUGUUAUGCAGAAGCCAUCAUCCUUAGCCCGAGUGAUUUUUGUACCUGAUUAUUACAUUGCAUUAGUGCUGAGAUCAUAUUUGACAGGACUUCGUCAAAGCUGUCUGUUGUAUUUAAUUAAUACCAGGAUUUUCAAACUACCUCUGUAUGGAUUAAAAUAAUACAUCACGUUUAUCUGUGGCUUUUGUAAUCAGUGUGCAAGAUUAAUUCAUAAGCUAGUCAAAGACCCAGCUUAUGAAUUUGUCUUAAUCCUUCGACUAGCCUAUGUCGCUUUAACACCGGAACUUGUUAUUAGCAGUUUUAGAAAUGCACCUUUUCGACUGGAGAGUGACCUGAAGUAAUGUGGUCACAAUAGCUUAAGGUAAUAAUAUAUUCUGUAUAUUCUAUGUAGUUUUAGAGUUAUUUUUAUUGGUGGUUUGCUUUGUAAAAUAAUUGGUGGGUUUAUUUUUUAUUUUUUUAUUGUUUUUUUUGGCCAUGAGAAAGCACUUGUAGGUCCCUUAUCAACCCUCAAAACUCAGUGCACCAUCGGUCACCAUCGGUCACCAUCGGCUUUGUCCUGUUAAGACUGAUUGGAGGUCACUUCGGAGACUUUUAAUUACCUCAGUUACUGAAGGUAGCUUACACCAGGCAUGCUAACGUUAGAAAGUCUUGUAUGCAUUUUAACCUUUAUUUCCAUCUUGUAACCUAUGCACAUGUUCCUGGACUACAUGUUUUUUGACUUGGCAUUGUUACAUGGUUUUCAGUACAGUUACAGUAAAUCUGACUUCAUUGUAUUCCUCUGUUUUAUAAGUCAGCUGAGGCCAAGGGAGCGAUAAACAUCUCAUUUGGAAUAUGGAAUAGUAGUGUGAAAAAGUCUGGUCAUUUUCUGAAAAAUGAGAGGCAGACUGGAUCAGAAAGUGUAGAAGUGUACUAUGUCCAACAGCAGAAGAAAGAAACUGACUAGUCGCGUGGAUGAAGACGCAUCUCCAACCUUUAGCAUGGUCAACUUAAGGCAGGAGACAACCUCGAUGGAAAACACUAUGAAAGACCACAUGGAUAAGACUGAAGCUGACAUCAAGCCCCUAACUCUUCAUAUUGAGACAAGUGCUGGAGACCUGUCAGGGUGUGUCAGCCCUGAUGCUGUUCCCUUCACCCCUGAGACAGGCUGUGUGAGACCCAACACAUACAGUGUUGCACCCAGAACUACACCAGCUCAACAGACUCCAAGCAAUGCACAGCAGAGUACAGCAUCAGCUCAUCAGGUACCCAGUGGGGCAGGGCAUUGUGAGGCACCACCCCCUGCCACAAGGCCCCAAUCACGAUCACCACCUGAUAACUUUCCUGCGAAAUCAAAGUGUGGCAAAGAUGACUUACCAGAUGAUAUAUCCCUUCAGUUACAGGUGUCAGUAAAUGCUUUACUUGAUCGUGAGUCAGGACAUAGUAAUGAAGACAAGAAACUGUCCAACAAGGCGGUAUCUGUAUCCAGUAGCUCAAAGACUGUAUCCAGCAGCUCAGCGUCUGUAUCCAGCAGUUCAGUGCCUGUAUCCAGCAGCUCAGCAACUAGUUAUGCAGUGGCUGUUUCCAGCAGUUCAUCAGAAGAACUGUGUGUCAGUACCAUGAAGCUCUCAGAGGAGGAAGAUGAUGAUAUCCCAGAUAGCAUGGUACCUGUUGAGGUUGGACUGCGUUGUUACGACAUACUCCUUCUUCACAGCGAGGAUGAACCAGAGAAUGCUUGGGAAGUGAAGAAACAUUUGGAAACAGAACUCCUGUUGAGUAAUGGGGAGAGAAUACAGGUGCUGUUAUACGAAGAACUAGUACAGAUAUUUAGACGUCAGAUCGGCUGUUUGAAAGAGGGAAUGGAUCACUGCACUUUUGUCUUCAUUCUUAUCACCAAGACUUUCUGUGAGUCUGACUUGAGCCGCUUUCUGGGAGAAGAGUGUCUGAUUAAAUCAAUUCAUGACGCAAACAAGAGAUGGAGUGUUGUUCCGUUGUUCACUCAACCCAAAAGGUCUGCUGAUUACUGCAUUCCGACUGGACUGAAUUGUUUGAAAGGCAUUAGCUACCACACGAGAGAUGAGUUCUACUCUUCAAACAUGAUCAAAAUGAUCGAGCAAAGGAGAUACAUUAAGAAUGAAAGGGAAAAGAAAAGGCUAAAGCGCAUUAAAAACUGGAAAGAAGACAAACGGCAUGAGCUACUUAUGGAAAGAAUAAAGGAAGAACAGCGUGAAAAGCAAGCAAAAGAUUUGAAAGAAAUGCAAUUGCAACAGCUUAAGAAAAGCUUAGAAAAUGCGCCCGUAAAUCCUAGUUAUAUGGCCAUUACUUCCUCCAGUUACAACAUGCCACAAGCAGCCAACUCUUGCAAAUAUCCCAACACUGAACAGUUAGGGAAUUUCCCUCCAUUUCCAUACCCAUGGACAAACCCUUAUGGAUAUCCGCAAUAUCCCCAUGGACAACCCAUGCACUUAACCAUGAGUUACCCACACCUCCAGCAGGCAUGGGGUGGAUAUGGCAUGCCUCCGGGGUUUGGAGGUAUCACUGAGAGCCACUCCAUGCCAGGGAACAUGGCAGAGAUGGCAGGGUAUUCUGUAGGGGAACAGCACGGUGGUCACACAGUGACCCUUGGAGCACGUCCCCCACCUUACCAUCAGUCUGACGGUAAGGCACUGGAGCAAGCCGGCUUGAGGAGAGGACCAGAGCCAACAGAACAGAUUGACACUAGUCUUGAUGGUCACAAGCUCUCCAGUAAGAAUGAAGAUACUGGACAGGGCACCAGCUCUGCCAGGUUUGAUACAGGUGAUAGAUGCUCGGAUCCAAAGACUGGAUCAAGUAACAACGAAAUGAAGACAAAAGAAGGCCUGCUUAAAGAGCAGUCAUUUGAUGCCGUCACCUACCUCAGAGAGGAAGAGCCAAGCACAGAUCCCCAGAGAUUCCCUCGCACAAAAAAAGAUUAUCGUCAAGGUUCUGAUAACAGCACUGCCUACAGUGAAACAGGGUUCCGUGAGUCUGACCAACAUGAAGCUAGCCUCAGCCAGGCUGUCCCGAUUCAGGCUUCACAAUCACUGCCUCAGGCUUCUGUCAGCAGCAGUGCCCAUGAACAUGACGAACAAGCAGUAACUCAUCAUGCUGGUUCCUGCACAGAUCCACUCUUAGAUUCCAGUGUGGAGGAGGAUGCAACCAAGCAGAUUGAGGAGACAUCAGUCAAGCAACAUCUGGAUGGUCUUAGAGUAAGGGAGUCAUCCUCUACACGGGCGCACGGAGCACCCCCUGCCACAGACUCGGGCUAUGCCUCCAGCAGCAGGUCAACAUCCAAAAUUUCUACGGCCUCGUACAUUCAGCAGAGCUUGGGAUUAACGACUCCAACAAAACAGAGCCACAGUGGAGUGGAGCAGGAGGAUGCUCAGAGAUCCAGGAGCAAAACUGACUCACUGAGCUCAUCCUGGACAUCUGAGUCAGACUCACUAAGCUCAGCCUUGUUAGCUGAGUCAGUGGCAGAGAGCAGAGAGCAGCAGUUUACAGGCAGAACUGAGCAGCACGGGUCUGUGCUGCGGGAAAUCCACCACCACCAUCACCACCACGAUUCUGAGGCCAAGAAGGUGAUCAUUAUUCAGAACUGUGACACAGUUCACCUAGGAGACAGGUCCACCGUUCAGAACAUCCCACAUGAUGUUGCGCAAUACCGGACUGGUCACCAGGGGUGGGAUGACCGGUCAGAAACUUGGCAGGGAGAGGCGGGUGUUUGGAUGAAGAUGAGGAAGAGAGAAGAUAUGAAGAGGAAGAGAGGAGAUAUGAUGAGGAAGAGAGGAGAUAUGAUGAGGAAGACAGAAGGGGUAAUGAAGCAGGUGAUGACAGGAGCGAUUUUUCUGGUGAGCAUAGACCCCAGACUCUGGACGCUCAAAUGGAGGAUGACACAUGGGUGAAAGUU